This is a messenger RNA of Symbiodinium necroappetens, 1485 nucleotides long. The record is from the annotation of a GenBank genome assembly. Lineage: Eukaryota; Dinophyceae; Suessiales; Symbiodiniaceae.
GACAACAUUGCGAUGGCUGCAUCCUCCCUGGCUUGGGUGUCCCAGCAGGCCCUUUGUCAAGAUUCUCCUGCUCUGCCUCAUGAGUGGAGUAUUGUUCAGCUUGCUUGGUUGCCGAAACCUAACAAGACUCCAACUUGCCCGGAGCAUCUGCGUUCCAUAGGCCUACUCUCUGCAGAUAGCAAGGGCUUUCUUCUCAUCCUGAGACGGGAGAUCACCCCUUUCAUCCGAGAGGCGCUCACUGACGUGCCACAGUAUGCCUAUCGGCCCCAGCCUGGCACGCUGGAUGCCUCCUGCGCUCCAGUCUACAUUGCACCGAGGCUGGUGUUCCGCUUCACCUGGCAAACGUGGUUAUGCAGGCUUUGCCGUCGCUUGGAUGCUGUGCUCGGCGAUGGCUGGUCCCGUCGACAUCUCAGCAUCUUCGCAGACGACACUCAUGGCAGCUGGAUCAUUCGGAAUGAGCGAGAACUUUGUGAUUCCGUACAGCAUCUUCGAGUGCUUAUUGACACUCUAGAAUCGAUGGGUCUGCAAAUCAACUACACCAAGUCCCAGAUUGUCAUCCAACUUCGAGGUCAGCUUGUUGCCAAGAUGCAGAAGAAAUUCUUCAAGCAGAGGCAUGGUGUGCAGUGUCUACGCAUUCAGGCUGAUCAAGACAUUUAUCUGCCAUGCGUGGAUAGACUGGACUACUUGGGAACCGUUCUCUCGUACUCUGGCUUUGAGUCCCAAACCGUGCAGCUUCGUGCCCAAAAAGCAGAUAAUGCCUUCAGGCAACUUCGCAAACCCCUGCGGUCGCGCAGCGCGCUCUCUACAGGCCACAGAGUGCGACUCUAUCGGGCCAUUGUCCUUAGCUCCCUUGUUUACGGUCUGGUUGGUGUGGGGGUGACGGUUGAGGUUGUUCGAAAGGUUUCCUCGACAGUGGCUGGACACAUGCGUAAGAUUCUCCGCAUCUACGAGCAUGGCAUCUCAAAUGCUGAAGUACUUCGACGCGCAUGCAUUGAUCCCAUUGCCAUUCUCCUCACAGGUGUACAACGCCUUGGUCGAUCCAUCACGCUGGAUUGCUUCCGGAGCCAGGGCCUCAAGCAGAGGGAGAUGCAUCGAGUACGUGAAAUCUUGGAGCAGCUUUCCGCGCAUGCAGCACAGCCGGAGGGAACGCACAUCCUGUAUGUACGCAAGGCCGAGGUCGGUGAGAUUGCAUGUCCCGAAUGUGGCACAUACUUUGGUACACGUGAAGGUCUGUCGCAACACAUCAAGAAGAAACAUCCGGACAUUGCGCAUCGAUCUAAGCUUGUCUUUGACAGGGAGAGCCACACCCUGUUUGGCAUUCCCAUGUGUCGCUUUUGUCACUUACGUCUACACGACUGGUCGUCCAUCACCAAACAUAUUCAGGAUGGCCAUUGCAGUUGGGUGAAGGAGAAGAUUGCGGAGGGACAUGCCUCAAUUGAGCUAUUACAACUUAUCGAGGCCCGUGAAACUCGUCAUUCGCCCUAA